AACCUAAUUAUCUUUUUGAAUAUUUAUCUUUAUCUAAUGAUGUUAAAUGGAUGCAAAAGUCCUUUUAUUUCCCCACUAAGACUUGCCUUAAAAGCUCAUUUAUUUGCAUUCCAACAAUUUAGAAAAUAACUUUAGAUUUUCUUUGAAAGACAAGUAUACCCUGCACAUCUGUAGAUCCAUAUUGAUGAAUACUUUGUUAGAAAUAAUUUCAGGGUGGCUGUAGAUAUCACUUUAUUAAUAGACAGUUUGUCAGUUAAUACUUAUAUAGCAAUCAAAAGAAAAUAUUGUUCAUUAAUAAGAAAUGGACAGUUAAUUAUUUAUACAUCAUUUUGGAAUUUUGAUUUGUUAAUAUGAUUUGGGAACUAAUCUUGAUUUAUUGGUAAUACACUUAGUUUAUUGAAUUACUAAUAGUAUAUUUUAGAAAUUACUAUUGAUUUCGUUAAUAAGAAAGAGCCUGACAGAUGAUGUUCAUUUUUAAUGCUAUAUAGUUCAGCAGUGAAUUUUCUCUAAGAAUUAUUUUUUAUAAUACUUGUGUGCAAAAAUGAGAAGGGUGGUUCUGAAUUUAGCUGAAGUUAGACUUAAUGUUUAUUUGAGUUUAUUUUCCAAGUCAAUAUCUUUGUGUUUGUCUUUCUGUGGUGGCGUAAAAUCAGAGCGAGAGACCAGUGAACUGAGCUGAUUUUAAAGAGUCAGGGUUUAUUUUCAAUUAUUUUGGCAGUCCGUAGGGAUUUCAGACUCGUUUCCCUGAGGAAAAGGAGGCAGCUAGAGCUGUUGACUUGGAUGAAAUUAGAAAUGCAGGUUUUACUUUAAUUUAGGGAGUAAUUUGCUUUUUCUUGAGGGGGGAAAAAGGCAGAUUAUUGGGAAUUUAAAUGAAAUGAACGUGCCUGCCUAUGUUUUACAUGCUUUUCCUCCCUCUCAUUGACCUGUUUUAGCACCGUGUAAAGCUUAGAGAAUCUAUCCCUUAACUUAAUUACAAAUUCACUCCUGGAGUGAUUCAUAGAUUAGCCGGAUAUCCUAAAUACUAAGUAACCUUAUUAAUCGAAAAUUUCUUAGCCACCGGGUACAAUGGAAAUACGUAAUUAAUUAGAAAGAUUUCCUAUUUAACUAAUAGAUUUUUUUAAAUUCACAAUUUAAGUGAAUAAUUGACUAAAUAGAAGGUUACUGAUAGAUAGAGGUCGGAAUGGUUCCCCAGUAAGGCUCCCUUCUGUUGGGCCUCUAUUAGCACCGGGCUCGGUGAGCAGGGUCCCGGUCCCCGGUGGCACCGGAUCCCCCCUAGCUGGGUCUGUAACAGCACCAGGCUGGGUGAGCAGGGUCCAGGUCCCCGGUGGUACCGGAUCCCCCCAGCUGGGUCUGUAUCAGCACCGGGCUGGGCAGGGUCCCGGUCCCCGGCAGUACCAGAUCCCCCCUAGCUGGGUCUGUAUCAGCACCGGGCUGGGUGAGCAGGGUCCCGGUCCCCGGCAGUACCGGAUCCCCCCUAGCUGGGCCUGUAUCAGCACCGGGCUGGGUGAGCAGAGUCCCGGUCCUCGGUGGUACCGGAUCCCCCCUAGCUGGGUCUGUAAGGGCACCAGGUUGGGUGAGCAGGGUCCCGGUCCCCGGUGGUACCGGAUCCCCCCUAGCUGGGUCUGUAAGGGCACCAGGCUGGGUGAGCAGGGUCCCGGUCCCCAGUGGUACUGGAUCCCCCCUAGCUGGGUCUGUAUCAGCACCGGGCUGGAUGAGCAGGGUCCCGGUCCCCGGUGGUACCAGACCCCCCCCAGCUGGGUCUGUAUCAGCACCGGGCUGGGUGAGCAGGGUCCCAGUCCCCGGUGGUACCGGAUCCCCCCUACCUAGGUCUGUAAGAGCACCAGGCUGGGUGAGCAGGGUCCCGGUCCUCGGUGGUACCGGAUCCCCCCUAGCUGGGUCUGUAUCAGCACCGGGCUGGGUAAGCAGGGUCCCAGUCCCCGGUGGUACCGGAUCGCCCCUAGCUGGGUCUGUAACAGCACCGGGCUGGGUGAGCAGGGUCCCGGUCCCCGGUGGUACCGGAUCCCCCCUAGCUGGGUCUGUAACAGCACCGGGCUGGGUGAGCAGGGUCCCGGUCCCCGGUGGUACCGGAUCCCCCCUAGCUGGGUCUGUAUGAGCACCGGGCUGGGUGAGCAGGGUCCUGGUCCCCAGUGGUACCGGAUCCCCUCUAGCUGGGUCUGUAACAGCACCAGGCUGGGUGAGCAGGGUCCUGGUCCCCGGUGGUACCGGAUCCCCCCUAGCUGGGUCUGUAACAGCACCAGGCUGGGUGAGCAGGGUCCUGGUCACUGGUGGUACCGGAUCCCCUCUAGCUGGGUCUGUAACAGCACCAGGCUGGGUGAGCAGGGUCCUGGUCACUGGUGGUACCGGAUCCCCCCUAGCUGGGUCUGUAUGAGCACCGGGCUGGGUGAGCAGGGUCCCGGUCCCCGGUGGUACCGGAUCCCCUCUAGCUGGGUCUGUAACAGCACCAGGCUGGGUGAGCAGGGUCUCGGUCCCCGGUGGUACCGGAUCCCCCCUAGCUGGGUCUGUAACAGCACCGGGCUGGGUGAGAAGGGUCCCGGUCCCCGGUGGUACCGGAUCCCCCCUAGCUGGGUCUGUAUCAGCACCGGGCUGGGCAGGGUCCCGGUCCCCGGCGGUACCGGAUCCCACCUAGCUGGGUCUCUAUCAGCACCGGGCUGGGUGAGCAGGGUCCCGGUCCCCGGCAGUACCGGAUCCCCCCUAGCUGGGCCUGUAUCAGCACCAGGCUGGGUGAGCAGGGUCCUGGUCCCCAGUGGUACCGGAUCCCCCCUAGCUGGGUCUGUAACAGCACCGGGCUGGGUGAGCAGGGUCCCGGUCCCCGGUGGCACCGGAUCCCCCCUAGCUGGGUCUGUAACAGCACCAGGCUGGGUGAGCAGGGUCCAGGUCCCCAGUGGUACCAGAUCCCUCCUAGCUGGGUCUGUAACAGCACCGGGCUGGGUGAGCAGAGUCCCGGUCCUCGGUGGUACCGGAUCCCCCCUAGCUGGGUCUGUAAGGGCACCAGGCUGGGUGAGCAGGGUCCCGUUCCCCGGUGGUACCGGAUCCCCCCUAGCUGGGUAUGUAUCAGCACCGGGCUGGGUGAGCAGGGUCCCGGUCCCCGGUGGUACCGGAUCCCCCCUAGCUGGGUCUGUAUGAGCACCGGGCUGGGUGAGCAGGGUCCCGGUCCCCGGUGGUACCGGAUCCCCCCCAGCUGGGUCUGUAACAGCACCAGGCUGGGUGAGCAGGGUCCCGGUCCCCGGUGGUACCGGAUCCCCCCUAGCUGGGUCUGUAACAGCACCAGGCUGGGUGAGCAGGGUCCCGGUCCCCGGUGGUACCGGAUCCCCCCUAGCUGGGUCUGUAUGAGCACCGGGCUGGGUGAGCAGGGUCCUGGUCCCCGGUGGUACCGGAUCCCCCCUAGCUGGGUCUGUAACAGCACCAGGCUGGGUGAGCAGGGUCCCGGUCCCCGGUGGUACCGGAUCCCCCCUAGCUGGGUCUGUAUCAGCACCGGGCUGGGUGAGCAGGGUCCUGGUCCCCGGUGGUACCGGAUCCCCUCUAGCUGGGUCUGUAACAGCACCAGGCUGGGUGAGCAGGGUCCUGGUCCCCGGUGGUACCGGAUCCCCUCUAGCUGGGUCUGUAACAGCACCAGGCUGGGUGAGCAGGGUCCCGGUCCCCGGUGGUACCGGAUCCCCCCUAGCUGGGUCUGUAACAGCACCGGGCUGGGUGAGCAGGGUCCUGGUCACUGGUGGUACCGGAUCCCCCCUAGCUGGGUCUGUAUCAGCACCGGGCUGGGUGAGCAGGGUCCCGGUCCCCGGUGGUACCGGAUCCCCCCCAGCUGGGACUGUAACAGCACCGGGCUGGGUGAGCAGGGUCCCGGUCCCCGGUGGUACCGGAUCCCCCCCAGCUGGGACUGUAACAG
Messenger RNA from Chelonia mydas (Green sea turtle), 3901 nucleotides. Its product is annotated as mucin-2-like. The coding region runs from base 2107 to 3141 and encodes 344 amino acids. Lineage: Eukaryota; Metazoa; Chordata; Testudines; Cheloniidae. The transcript has 2 exons. The record is from RefSeq and is a predicted model, not a curated record.